Molecule: messenger RNA, 2331 nt
Organism: Humulus lupulus (European hop)
Lineage: Eukaryota; Viridiplantae; Streptophyta; Magnoliopsida; Rosales; Cannabaceae
Product: subtilisin-like protease SBT5.4
Exons: 11
Coding region: 1-2331 (776 amino acids)
Biological process (GO): proteolysis
Molecular function (GO): serine-type endopeptidase activity
Source: RefSeq, a predicted model, not a curated record
AUGGGACAUUGUGUAGUUUCUUCUCUACUUCUUGUCUCAGUUUUACUUCUUUUCUCUCUGUUUCACUCACCAACCGAAGCCAUUCAAAAGCCUUACAUUGUCUACAUGGGAGCACAUUCGCAUGGCCCGAACCCUACCUCGGCUGAUCUCGAAAGCGCCACAUCUUCACAUUACAGCUUGCUCGGAUCAUACAUGGGAAGCGAGGAGAAGGCGAAAGAAUCCAUGUUGUACUCGUACAACAGAUACAUUAAUGGAUUUGCUGCAGUCUUUGACGAGGCAGAAGCCUCUGAGAUUGCAAAGCAUCCAAACGUAUUAUCGGUUUUCGAAAGCAAGCCAAAGAAACUACACACAACUCAUACAUGGGAUUUCCUUGGUUUGGAGAGAAAUGGAGUUAUUCCUAAGAGUUCGAUUUGGAAAAAGGCUCGGUAUGGUCAAAAUACAAUUAUUGGAAACCUUGACACUGGUUCUUGGCCAGAAUCAAAGAGUUUUAGUGAUAGAGGGAUUGGACCCAUUCCAUCUAGGUGGAAAGGAAUAUGUCAAGAUGAUGUUAAAGAUGGAUUUCGUUGUAACAGGAAGCUUAUAGGAGCAAGGUACUUUAACAAAGGUUACUCUACGUUUCUCAUGCUUGUCAAUCGUACCAUAACCCCGGAACUCAACAAAACCAUGCACAGCCCUCGAGACGAUGGAGGCCAUGGCAGCCACACCCUAUCGACUGCGGGAGGUAGCUUUGUUCCCGGAGCAAAUGUGUUUAACAAUGGCAAUGGCACAGCCAAGGGCGGUUCUCCAAUGGCACGCGUGGCUGCAUACAAGGUAUGCUGGGAAGGAGAAAUGUGCUUUGACGCCGACAUUCUGGCAGGGUUUGAGGCUGCAAUAGCUGAUGGAGUUAAUGUGCUCUCCGUCUCUCUCGGCGGUGCUAUUGACGAGUAUUUUGAAGAUGCUAUUGCAAUUGGCUCUUUUCAUGCUGUUAAGAAUGGCAUUGUUGUCGUUGCCUCGGCCGGCAAUUCUGGACCCUUUCCGGGGUCAAUUAGUAAUGUGGCGCCGUGGCUAAUAACCGUUGCAGCCAGCACGAAUGACCGUGAAUUCACCGCUCUUGUCACUCUUGGAAAUAAAAAGCAGCUCAAGGGUCAAAGUCUUUCCUCCAUACCAUUGCCUUCUUCAAAGUUGUAUCCGUUGAUAAGUGGAGCUGGUGCUAAGUUGGCCAAAGCAAAUGCUUCAGAAGCUUUGCUAUGUAAGCCUAAGACUCUUGAUCCCAAGAAGGUAAAGGGGAAGAUCUUAGUUUGUCUUAGGGGAGACACUGCUCGAAUCGAAAAAGGUCAGCAGGCUGCUCUUGCUGGUGCAGUAGGAAUGAUUUUGGCUAAUGAUCUCAGCAGUGGAAAUGAUGUCAUUGCUGAUCCACAUUUCCUCCCAUCUUCUCAUAUCAAUUACAACGAUGGAAAUUUGGUCUUUAGUUACAUCAACUCAACCAAGUUUCCUUUGGCUAAGAUUGCUCAGGCAACCACUGUCUUUGACAUUAAGCAUUCUCCAUCCAUGGCUGCAUUCUCAUCUAGAGGGCCUAGUACCAUUGAACCAACUAUUCUCAAGCCUGACAUAACAGCUCCUGGAGUGAACAUAAUUGCAGCAUACACAGAAGCCAGAGGACCAACUGAUGUCGAAUCCGAUCAUCGUCGAGUCCCAUUCAACAUCCUAUCAGGAACAUCCAUGUCAUGUCCUCAUGUUUCUGGAAUUGUUGGCCUUCUCAGAACUCUUCAUCCUAAUUGGAGUUCAGCUGCUAUAAAAUCAGCUAUAAUGACAUCUGCCAAAACUAGAGAUGGGACUAAGAAGCCAAUACUGGACUCAACCAUGGAAAAGGCCACACCUUUUGCCUAUGGUGCAGGUCAUAUCCAACCUAACCGAGCUAUGCACCCUGGACUAGUCUACGACUUAAAUUUUGAUGAUUAUUUGAACUUCUUAUGUGCACGUGGCUACAACGCAACGACGCUUAAAUUAUUCGCUGGAAAACCUUACAGAUGCCCCAAGUCAUUCGGCUUGACUAACCUCAACUACCCUUCAAUUUCUGUCCCCAGAGUUGGUUUGCGCCCGGUGACUAUUACUAGAAGAGUUAAGAAUGUUGGCACUCCAGGAACAUACAAGGCUUUUGUGAGAGCCCCAGUUGGCGUUUCGGUUUAUGUCAAGCCUGCAAUCUUGAAAUUUAGCAGAGUUGGCGAGGAGAAGACAUUUGAGAUUGUUUUGAAGGCUAAGAUUGUUGGAAGGCCUAAGGACUAUGUGUUUGGAGAGUUGAAAUGGUCUGAUGGAAAGCACAUUGUGAGGAGUCCUAUUUCAGUGAAGUACUAA